Messenger RNA from Cladophialophora psammophila CBS 110553, 588 nucleotides. RefSeq lists its product as uncharacterized. The transcript has a single exon. The annotation marks the transcript as partial. The record is from RefSeq and is a predicted model, not a curated record. Lineage: Eukaryota; Fungi; Ascomycota; Eurotiomycetes; Chaetothyriales; Herpotrichiellaceae. Gene Ontology annotation, cellular component: mitochondrial intermembrane space; mitochondrion.
AUGUCCAAACCCACGGCUCCUCCAACGAACCUCACGCCGCAGUUCUGUUUUAACACCCGGGUUCUACGAGACUUUCUCCGCCUCUCACGCGCAAGUAUAGAUGACAGCAUAUCCACCAAUUUAAAUGCAUUAAUCACGCCCUCUACAACAUCGCCCUUCGACCCUACUUCAACAUCAGUCCGUAAUCCAUCGUUACCAUCCUCACUCACCCGCGCACCCAUACCUCGAGAAACGAGUCGGACCUUUCUAUAUUCUGUCCUAUUUCCAUCGUGGAACGUCAGAUCGGAUGUGAUAUCUUAUUGCACUAGUGUUGCCACGAGUCCAGAUCCAAACGACCCUGAUCUCAUCGAGCGAGAAGCCUCGAACAGGCGAGAUGCCGAGCGGAUAGUAAACGAGCGCCUUGACCCCUACUCAGGAAGAUUCUUCCCUAGAGAGUCGAGGGCGGAGAUGCUGGCAGGCGUGCUGAGGAAUGAGAACGCGGUGGAGAAGAUCAUAAGAACGAGGACGUGGGGGAUCGUACAAGAAAGAUGUGAAGGUGUUGAGGAAGGGACAUGGGAGGAGGCAGUAAACAAAUGGAGCGAAGGAAAG